Molecule: messenger RNA, 2133 nt
Organism: Pygocentrus nattereri (red-bellied piranha)
Lineage: Eukaryota; Metazoa; Chordata; Actinopteri; Characiformes; Serrasalmidae
Gene: slc38a11
Product: solute carrier family 38 member 11
Exons: 12
Coding region: 205-1602 (465 amino acids)
Biological process (GO): amino acid transmembrane transport
Molecular function (GO): amino acid transmembrane transporter activity
Source: RefSeq, a predicted model, not a curated record
AAGCUGGUCAAAGUUGCGGAAAGUUGAAGUCUAUCCGUAUCUAAUGCUUUUCCUGGCAGUAGCAGCAGAAGAACAGAGGGAACAGGCAGCAUCCCGGGGGCGGAGGGAAGGAAAGAAAGAAAGAAAGAAAGAAAGAAAGAGAGGGAGGCAGAAGAAGGGUGAAGAGUGAACAACUGAAACAGCUUAACUUCUUCAGAUUUGGAAAUGGACACGAAAAGAAAUGACACGAGUGGGCUCAUUCACAAGCAGGAUGAUGAGAGGAACUUUAUACUAACACCCCAUAGUAAGGAUCCUGAUGAAGGAGGUACAAGCACGAUGACCGCUGCCUCUUUUAAUUUCAUCAACUCGAUUAUUGGAUCCGGGCUUAUUGGCCUCCCGUACUCAAUGGCACAGGCCGGCCUUCCACUGGGACUUCUGUUGCUCUUUCUGGUUGCUUAUAUUACAGACUAUUCCAUCAUCUUGUUGAUAAAAGGAGGGAACCUGUCAGGGACGCACAGUUAUCAAUCAUUAGUGCACAGAACAUUUGGCUUUGCCGGAUUUCUGAUCCUAUCAGUACUUCAGUUCCUGUAUCCAUUCAUUGCUAUGAUAAGCUACAACAUUAUCACUGGAGAUACUAUGACCAAAGUGUUUCAGAGAAUACCAGGAGUUGGGGCUGGCCACCUUCUGGCAAACAGACACUUUGUCAUCUUGCUCUCCACCAUUCUCUUCACAAUUCCUCUGUCACUGUACAGAGAUGUAGCUAAACUGGGGAAGGUGUCGCUAGUGUCUAUGCUGUUGACUCUGGCCAUUGUCAUCAUGGUAAUUGUGAGGGCCGCAACGUUGGGACCACAAAUCCCCCCUUCUGAGGAUGCAUGGGUGUUUGCACGCUGGAAUGCAAUUCAAGCAAUUGGUGUGAUGUCUUUUGCCUUCAUCUGCCACCACAACAGUUUCAUUAUCUAUGAGUCGCUACAGGAGCCCACUCUGAGGAACUGGUUACGCAUCACACACAUGUCUGUGGGCUCAGCAGCCCUCAUCAGUGCGAUAUUUGCUACUGCUGGCUAUGCUACUUUUACAGGAUACACGCAAGGUGAUAUAUUUGAAAACUACUGCAAGAAUGAUAACUUGGCCACAUUUGGUCGAUUGUGCUAUGGCCUCAGUAUAAUCACCACUUUCCCUUUAGAGUGCUUUGUGACGAGAGAGGUGGUGUCAAAUGUCUUUUUUAAUGGACUACUUAGCAACACUGCCCACGUCAUGGUUACCGUGGUGAUAAUAUCAGUAGUUACUGUGAUUUCCCUCUCUUAUGACUGUCUGGGUGUUGUGUUGGAGUUGAAUGGUGUGCUGAGUGCCACACCUCUGAUCUUCAUCGUUCCCUCUGCCUGUUUUCUGAAACUCUCCAGUGGCCGCUGGUUUCAGAGGAAGAAGCUUAUUCCAAGUCUGAUUCUCAUUGCUGGGGUUUUUGUCAUGAUCAUUGGUUUGGUUAUGACAGGACUGUUUCCUCAGGACUGCUCACAUGGAGUAGAGAUGUUCUACUGCACAAAUUUGAGCUCCUCCAUUUUUACCACUACCCCAGCCAGUGCCAUGCUGCAGAUUACAAAUGUUACUCAGAACAUCAACCUUUUCUAAAUGAAAACUGGGCUUUGACCUGUCAGUUUGAUUAUCUUGUUAUUUUAUGUGAUUUUAUGAUGUUAUUACUGUUCUCUAUGAACUUAAAAACAUAGUACUUUGAGAAUGUAAUAAAAUAUAUGGAAUGUAGGUUGUAAUUCAUUAGGUUGUAAUUUAUCCAUUUUCACAUGGGUGAAAUUACCAUUCUUCUACCAUUUCUCACUCUUUGGCACUGUUUUCAUUCCUUCAACCUUGUGCUGGAUAUCUAUUAUAAUUUCUAAAUGCAAAACAUUAUGGUACUUCUGUGUAAAGUAAGUACAGUAAAAAACUGUACUGUACUCUGUCAUAUGCCGUCGAGGGCCCAGAUGUGUUAUGUUUCUGCCACAAGGUGUCGCCAUACAGACAUAAGUAGAAGGAGUUUUUGUCUAUAAAACAUCAUACCACCUCAAAUCUCUGUCUGCUCAAACCUGCCUGUAAAAUACAUCAGAGUAUUUGGGGUUAACUGAUAUCAGAGGAACAUAACUUCAUCAUAUAAACUCCUACAUUCCUGUC